AUGAGUUCGCAAGCCGAAGAGGGCUAUUCGGAGCCCAAGGGACUCCAGGAAAAAACCUCGGUCGAAGCUGGCCCCAUUGCAGAUGUCCCUCCGCUGGACGACGCCGCCAAAGGUCGUUGGGAACGCAGCUGGCCCACCAUCGCCUGCGGUGCUGGUCUUUUCUCGGAUGGCUAUCUCAAUGGCGUGAUCGGUCAGGUCAACACCAUGCUCAGCACCAUAUAUCCGGAUACGUACAAGAACUCCCCCGCCAGUCAGAAUGUGUCUGCGAUCGCCUUCGCAGGCACUGUCGUUGGCAUGCUGGUCUUCGGAUACACCAGCGAUGUGUACUCGCGCAAGUGGUCUCUGAUGAUCUCGACCAUUAUUCUCUUCGUCUUCGCCGCCCUCUCGGCUGGUUCCUACGGUGCGCAUGACAGCCAGUAUGGCCUGUUUGCCGCUCUCACUGCUUACCGAUUUUUCAUCGGCAUUGGCAUCGGCGGCGAGUAUCCUGCUGGAUCUGUUGCGUGCGCCGAGAACACGGGAGAGCUCAAGAGUGGCCACCGUAACCGCUGGUUCAUCAUGUUCACCAACUUCCAAAUCGACUUCGGUUUUGUUGUCUCGGCUUUCGUCCCCAUGGUUCUCUGCCUGAUCUUCACGGAAGACCACCUUCGUGCUGCCUGGCGUGUCGCCCUCGGCUUGGGAGUGAUUCCGCCUCUCAGCUUGGUCUACCUGCGGUACAAGCUGAACGAACCCGAGGAGUUCGAUCGCGAGCGCAUGCACACGUUCCCAAUCCGGUUGAUCGUCAAGUUCUACUGGAAGCGUCUGGCCGCAGUCUGUCUGAUCUGGUUCAUUUACGAUUUCUCGUCGUACUCUUUCGGAUUGUAUUCUUCGAAGUGGCUCUCCAUCAUCGAAGGCGGCAACGCACCCAUGUGGAAGACCUUCGGCUGGACUACCCUCACCUAUCUUUUCUACAUUCCUGGCUCCGCUCUCGGUGCCUUUUCGAGUGACUGGAUCGGACCCAAGAAUACGCUUGCCCUCGGAGUUUUCCUCCAAGGUGUGGUCGGCUUUAUCAUGUCCGGUUGCUAUAAGUGGCUGGCAACCUCGGAGAACGUGGCUGCUUUCGUCGUGGUGUAUGGAAUUUUCCUUGCCCUUGGAGAAUUUGGCCCCGGCGACAACAUCGGCCUCUGUGCGGCCAAGACCAGUGCAACUGCCAUCCGUGGCCAAUACUACUCAUACGCAGCAGCCAUCGGCAAGAUCGGAGCCUUUGUCGGAACCUACGUCCUCCCCAUCGUGCAGAAGAAUGCCCCCAACAGCAUUCGGUCCGGCCAGGAUCCUUUCUUCGUUUCCAGCUCGCUGUGCAUAUUCAGUGCCGCGCUCGCCGUGUUCCUUCUGCCGCAGAUUAACCAGGACACCAUCACCGACGAAGACGCUCGGUUCCGCGAAUUCCUUGCUCAGAACGGCUACGACGUUUCGACCAUGGGUACCCCUGGUCACGGCGCUCGCAUCGACGAAGAGUAA
Molecule: messenger RNA, 1494 nt
Organism: Penicillium argentinense
Lineage: Eukaryota; Fungi; Ascomycota; Eurotiomycetes; Eurotiales; Aspergillaceae
Product: putative MFS phospholipid transporter (Git1)
Exons: 6
Coding region: 1-1494 (497 amino acids)
Biological process (GO): transmembrane transport; carboxylic acid transport
Cellular component (GO): plasma membrane
Molecular function (GO): carboxylic acid transmembrane transporter activity
Source: RefSeq, a predicted model, not a curated record